Molecule: messenger RNA, 2638 nt
Organism: Anneissia japonica
Lineage: Eukaryota; Metazoa; Echinodermata; Crinoidea; Comatulida; Comatulidae
Product: tubulin--tyrosine ligase-like protein 12
Exons: 11
Coding region: 84-1997 (637 amino acids)
Biological process (GO): protein modification process
Source: RefSeq, a predicted model, not a curated record
ACCCAUUCUCUCUCUCUCUCUUUCUCGUUGGUGGUGGGCGCACGUGGAGUAGAAAUUGUAAACAUAAAACUGUAAACAUAAAAAUGUCUCAGGGGCUUGAUGGUGUGAUUUAUGAAGGUUUUGAAGAUGGAAGUGAAGCAUUUCGUUCUUUCGUAGAAUGUCACUAUGCUCAAUUAAUGUCAAAUGAAAUAUCUUCCUAUUUAUGGCGAAAACUACACCAUAAGCUUGAAAAUGAGGUUUAUGAUGCUGGAGAUGUAUUCAUGUUAACACAUGUAAAUGAUGAUGAUACAGAAAAUGGUGAAGGAGAUGAUGAUUGUACUGAUCUAAAACUGUGUGGUGGUAGCGGUGGGCUACGUGUGGUGGUUAGCAAGGAAGAAGGCCUUGAAGAACUUGACCACAAUGGUGUGUACCUUGUGGAUCAUGCUUGGACCUAUCGGAAAAAAACUGCGAGAAAGAACUUGGAGCAAAUACCAGGAUUGUUGGAUCGUAUGAUCAGUUUAAUGGAUAUUGUUCCAACUGAAAAUAAAGACAGCAACAUUGAGAUGGUUCUGGAAGAGAUGUGGAAGUUUAACCUCACAUAUUGCUUGGCUAACAAGGAAGCAUCUGGAGAAGAACGGGAACCAAUUUGGUACAUAAUGGAUGAAUUUGGUACCAGGAUACGUCACUCAGAAGAACCUACUUGCAGGAUUGUACCAUUCCAUUAUGCUCCUACAGGAAUGAUGUUCACUUUGUUGAUUCUUACUAAAAGUCUUGACUAUGGAGAUGAAGUAACAAGAGAUUACAUUCCACAUCAAAAAAACAAAAUGCUUCGUCCGUUUAGUUUAUUGCCAUGGAAACAUCAAGAUUUUACAUCUAUUGAUCCUACUACAAGGGUGGUACUAAGUAAAGAAUUACUGAAAGCAGUUUGCAAUGAGAAACAACCAAGAGUAUUUGCACAGGAGGAAACUGCAUCAGUUAAACUACCCCCAAAGAAUGUGUACAAAGUUUAUACAGACUCUGAACAUAUAUUCCUGUACUUGAAGGAUCCAAAAUUUGAAAUAGUUGAAGAUCGCAAUGAAGCUGAUAUUCUUUGGCUUGAUAGUACAAUUAAAGAUUUUAAUGAUCCUGUUGAGAAAGGCCAGUUUGUUAACCAGUUUCCUUGUGAAUCGCUGAUAACUAACAAAGAUAUGCUGACAUAUGUGGCUGUGCGUUCAACUCAGCAACCAUACGGACCUGACUGGAUUCCUGUUACAUUUGAUUCCAACCUCACAUUACCACAAUUUGUCUCAUAUUUUCAAACCAAGGAGAAAGAAGGAAAACCAAAUUACUAUAUCUGCAAGGCAUAUAACUUUGCUAGAGGUCUUGACAGCCACAUCACUGCAAUUAUAAACUGUAUCAUCCGUCAGACUGAGCUACUGCCAAAGGUUAUAUGCGAAUACAUUCAUGAUCCUGUUUUAUUCUAUCGGUCGGACGUUGGCCAUGUUAAGUUUGAUUUUCGCUACAUGCCUCUGUUCAUAUCGGCAAAGCCCUUAAGUUUGUUUGUGCACGAGGACUUCUAUGUUCGCUUCUCCAACAGGCCUUACUCAUUGGAUCACUUUGAUGUUUAUGAAAAGCAUUUUACAACAAUGAAUUAUGAUGAUGAGGUUAAACUGCAUCAUCUUCCAUGGCAGAACUUUAUCAAGGAAUGGGAUGAGCAAUACCCAAAAUUUCCCUGGGCAGACAUUCAAAAGGAAGUUCUGCAGUUGAUCAAAGAAUUCUUCCAGUCAGCUGUAACUGGAGAAGAAUAUGAUGCUAUUGGUCACUGUCCAUAUUCCCGCUCAAUGUAUGCACUGGACCUGAUGCUAAGCUGGCAAACAAAUGAUAAAGGAGAACGUUAUAUGCAGCCGCAGUUACUGGAGUGCAACUUCUGUCCAGACUGCCAUCGUGCCUGUCAGUACCGACCAAGUUACUUUGACUCUGUUUUCCGUGCACUUUUCCUCAAUGAGACGGAAAAUCAACCCGUAAUCAAGAUUGCAUAACAUCGCAUCACUCAUCUUUCCCACAAUGUACUCUGAACAACCUCGGCAAAAAUAAUAUAACAGAAUUACUAUUUUCUGUUUAAUUUUUUUUAUUUCAUAUUCUCAUUUAUACAAUAUUUAACAAUGUUAAAAAAAAACAUGACUUUAAUCAUAUAUAUUGAAAAUAUUUUUAAGAUUUAUACUAUUAAAAAAAAGCAAAGUAUGAUUAUCAGUGAUUCCAGUUUGUCAAUUAUUAUUAGCACCAAAAUUAUUUUUUUAGGAAAAAACAUUAAUGAAUAUUUUCAGCCAGUAUGGUUGAUGGCCAUGGAGAUAUUUAUAAAUAUUAAAUCUAACAUAAUGUAUUGACAUUGCUCACAUCAUCACUAAAGCUAUGUUUACAUUGGAUUAAUUUUGACCAAGUAAAAUAAUACCACUGCUUGAACUUGGAUUUUUAUGCAAGGCUUAAACUUGCGAAGAGUUUUUUCUGGGUUAAAGUGACUUCCGUUGUUUAUGGUUAUUUUGAAAAAAAUUAAUCAAAUGCCAAACAUGGCUGUAAUGAUUAACACAGUUCACUACAAGAUUUACAUGCAUUUAACAAAAUAAUUCAGAAGUAUUUUGAAUUAAACAGCAUGAUAUGCAUAUUGUCCGUUUUUAUUUAAAAA